Vitis riparia (riverbank grape) is the source of this 841-nucleotide messenger RNA. Its product is annotated as MLP-like protein 423. Gene Ontology annotation, molecular function: protein phosphatase inhibitor activity; signaling receptor activity; abscisic acid binding. Gene Ontology annotation, biological process: defense response; abscisic acid-activated signaling pathway. NCBI's taxonomy places the organism in Eukaryota, Viridiplantae, Streptophyta, Magnoliopsida, Vitales, Vitaceae. Bases 85 to 546 code for a protein of 153 amino acids. The transcript has 2 exons. The record is from RefSeq and is a predicted model, not a curated record.
CAUAUAUCAAUCAAGUGAUUCUAACUCUUCACACAGUUUUCUUCCUUUUUCUCACUGAACCUUUCUAGCAAUCAUCACAUCACAAUGGCUUCCAAGCUUGAAGUAGAUGUGGAGGUCAAGUGCAAUGCAGGUAAGUAUUGGGAAAACAUCAGGGACUCCAACACUAUCUUCCCCAAGGCCUUCCCUGACCAGUACAAGUGCAUUAAAGUGCUGGAAGGAGAUGGGAAGUCUGUAGGAUCUGUUCGUCACAUAACAUAUGGCGAAGGGUCUCCACUUGUUAAGGAAUCUGAAGAGAGGGUCGACAUAGUGGAUGAAGCCGACAAGAAGGUUUCUUACAGUGUUAUUGGUGGGGAUCUCCUCAAGUAUUACAAGAAUUUCAAGGCCACACUGGUUAUCACUCCAAAGGGAGAUGGGAGCUUGGUGAAAUGGACCUGUGACUUUGAGAAGGCAAGUGCAGAGAUUCCUGAUCCAAACGUAAUAAAAGAAUUUGCUGUCAAGAACUUCAUAGAGCUGGAUGACUAUAUUCACAAGACAAUGCAGGCAUAGAGAAACACUAGCUGUUCCCUCUGCGAAUAAGUUGGCUUAUGUUGUUCUAAGUAAAUAAUGUGGAGUCCCCCUCUGCAACUCGUCUUAGUUAAUAUUGUGAGAAGUUUAAUUUGGUCUAUGGCGUGAUGUAGCCUUUCUAUUUGCUGCCUGAUUUAAUGUUCCAGAUGUCUCAUCUUCCUGAUAUUAUCCUAAAUGACUCAAACUCUGGGUAUUCCAGCUUUUGAGAAAUUUCAGCUAAUACCAAGGGUGAAUUUAAUUACAAAUCGAAUACAAUUAGAAUAAGCAUUUUCCACCC